GAUGAGGAGGGAGCUUCCAUCUUCUCUCUGCUUCUUCAUCCUCUUUUAAAGCAAUUUAGACGUUGACUUAGAUCAGAUGCCGAACCUAUUAUAUGAUUAGCUUACCAGGCUGAGAAAAGGAAGAGUGUAUAAUAGUUUUGGGUCUGUUAGGUGGAUAUGCAGUGAAAAGUGUAUUUUUUUCUUUUUUGGUUUUGUUGCAUUUUUGCCCUACUCUCAAAGGACGCGUUGUUUGCUGAUGUCUUUCUCACGCGAUUGCAUUUGAGAUCAAAGACGAAAAGCAAAUAUUCCGCUUUUAUCAUAAACGAACAUCAUGCCCACACGCGACUCUGCUCCACCGGAGAAUGGAAGCGCAUGACGGAAUUACUAAAUUCUUCCACUUUUCCUGAUAACCGCUUCAACUAAAUAGAGAACUCCAACACGAUUGGGACCUAAUUGGAUUUAAUCCUAAACCAUCUACAUUCUCCCCAACACUAAACACCCUAAACUCGCGUCUACAUCCAUCGUAGGGGGCUACGGCAAAGAGCGACAUCUUUUUGUAAUGAUAAAUAGGAACGCGCGAUUCUGCUCCGGGAGAUUUAAAGAGAGUACGUCUUACGAUAUUCCGAUCCCAGUGCACACGCAUUACACGAGAAACUGAGCUUGAACUUCAGCGUUUUCUAAUAGGAUGUCGCGCCGCAAGCAAGCUAAACCAAGAUCACUGAAAGUAGAAGACAAUGUGACAGAAGACCAGCACAGUCCCGGGCAGACUGCCAUUCCGAGCGAUCCCCAGUGUGCCACAGAGAGGGCUACCGCCGGCGACGACGAUGGCGAGGACGGCGGCCGUGUGAGGAAGAGGAGGCAUCUCUCUCCGGAGGAAGGGGAGGAGGGCGAAGAGGAAGACGAGGAGCCCGCGCUGCACAGCUGCGACAGCUGCCGGCAGGUGUUCGAGUCGCUGAGCGAUCUCACCGAACACAAGAUUAAUCAAUGCCAGCUGACAGACGGAGCAGAUAUCGAGGAUGACCCGUUGUGCUCUUGGCCUGCCUCGUCCCCCUCCAGUAAGGACCAGACCUCCCCAGGACACUGCGAGGACUACGACUUCGGCGAAGACGAAGGCGGCCCUGGCCUGCCGUACCCGUGCCAGUUCUGCGACAAGUCCUUCAGCCGCCUGAGCUUCCUCAAGCGCCACGAGCAGAGCCACGGCGACAAACUCCCCUUCAGCUGCACCUUCUGCAGCCGCCUGUUCAAGCACAAGCGCAGUCGCGACCGCCACGUCAAGCUGCACACCGGCGACAAGAAGUACCACUGCGGCGAGUGCGACUCGGCCUUCUCCCGGAGCGACCACCUGAAGAUCCACAUGAAAACCCACGCCUCCAACAAGCCCCACAAGUGCCCCGUGUGCCGCAGAGGCUUCCUCUCCUCCAGCUCCCUCCACGGCCACAUGCAAGUGCAUGAGCGGGGCAAGGACGGCAGCAGGCCCGACGACUGGAAGCUCAAAGAGACGCGCAAGUGCGGCCGCUGCGAGGAGGGCUUCGACGUCCCCGAGGAGCUCCAGAGGCACAUCGCCGAGUGCCACCCCGAGUGCUCGCCGUCGGAGGACGGAGGCCUCAGCGCCGCCCUGCAAUGCAUCUACUGCCAUGAGCCCUUCAGCGACGAGGGCACCCUGCUGACCCACAUCGACCAGGCGCACGGCCGCGACCGCAAGGGCCACGACUGCGCCAUCUGCUCGGAGCACUUCCCGUCCGUCGAGGACCUCUACGCCCACAUGGACAUACACCAGCUCCCUGAAUCCAGUAACCAUAGCAACAGCCCUUCUCUGCUGACCGUGGGCUACACGUCCGUGUCCAGCACGACCCCGGACUCCAACCUCUCCGUCGACAGCUCCACCAUGGUGGAGACGGCUCCGCCGGUGCCCAAGACGAGGGGCCGGAGGAAGAGGAGCGCCCAGCACAACUCGGAGAUGGGAGGGCGUGCCUCCAAGCAGCCCAAAAUCUCUUACAGUUGCAUCUACUGCAACAAGCAGAGCUUCUCCAGCCUGGCCGUCCUGCAGAUCCACCUGCGCACCAUGCACCUCGACAAACCAGAGCAGGCCCACACGUGCCAGUUCUGCUUGGAGGUCCUGCCCUCGUUGUUCAACCUAAACGAGCACCUCAAGCAGGUGCACAACGCAGAGGACCACGCCGCCCUGCUGGCGAGCCUACCCGACGCGCUGCUUCAGUGUAACUUCUGCCCCGAGGUGAUGGGGGACCUCAACGGCCUGCAGGAGCACAUCCGCUGCUCCCACGGCUUCCCGAGUCCCGUGGCCAAGGAGAGCAACGCCUUCUUCUGCCCCCAGUGCUUCAUGGGCUUCUUGACCGAGACCACCCUGGAGGAGCACGUCCGGCAGACUCACUGUGACGGGGGAAGCCUCCGCUUUGACUCCCCCAUGGCCGUAACUCCCAAGGAGCCCAUCGUCGAGGUCUACUCCUGUUCAUACUGCACCAACUCCCCGAUCUUCAACAGUGUCUUGAAACUCAACAAGCACAUCAAGGAGAACCACAAGAACAUUCCACUGGCUCUCAACUACAUCAACAACGGAAAGAAAUCUCUCAGAACUCUCAGUCCCCACUCUCCGAUAUCGGUCGAGCACGCCACGUUACUGAAGCAAGGCGGCUCCUCUCGGAAUACCAGUGAAUUCAUCUGCAACCAAUGCGGGGCCAAGUACACGAGCCUCGACCUCUUCCAGACUCACCUCAAAACCCACCUGGACGGUCUCCAGCCUCAGCUCACCUGUCCCCAGUGCAACAAGGAGUUUCCUAACCAAGAGUCCCUGCUCAAGCACGUCACCGUCCACUUCACCAUAACCUCCACCUACUACAUCUGCGAGAGCUGCGACAAGCAGUUCACCUCGGUGGACGACCUCCAGAAGCACCUCUUGGACAUGCACACCUUUGUGUUUUUCCGCUGCACCCUGUGUCAGGAGGUGUUCGACUCCAAGGUGUCCACGCAGCUCCACCUCGCCGUGAAGCACAGCAACGAGAAGAAGGUCUACCGCUGCACCUCCUGCAACUGGGACUUCCGGCACGAGACGGACCUGCAGCUGCACGUCAAACACAGCCAUCUGGAGAACCAGGGCCGCGCCCACCGGUGCAUCUUCUGCGGCGAGUCCUUCGGCACGGAGGUGGAGCUGCAGUGCCACAUCACCACCCACAGCAAGAAGUACAACUGCCGCUUCUGCAGCAAGGCCUUCCACGCCAUCGUCCUGCUGGAGAAGCACUUGAGGGAGAAACACUGUGUGUUUGAGGGCAAGGCCCAGAACUGUGGCGCCAAUGGCUCCACCACGGGCGUCGUGGAAGGCCAGCCCAAGGAAGACGUCGAGCUGCAGGGGCUCCUGACAAACAGUCACGGGUCCGGAGCAGUGGGAGCCACCGUGGUGGAGUCCCAGAACAGCCGCGAUGGAAGUGAGGAAGAGGUGGACACAGCAGAUCCAAUGUUUGGAUGUGAUAUCUGUGGAGCGUCAUAUACGAUGGACUCCCUUCUCACCAACCACCAGCUGAGGGAUCAUAACAUCCGCCCCGGGGAGAGUGCAAUGAUGAAAAGGAAAGCGGACAUGAUCAAGGGAACCCACAAGUGUAACGUCUGCUCCCGCACCUUCUUCUCUGAGGCAGGGCUGAGGGAGCACAUGCAGACCCACCUCGGGCCGGUCAAACACUACAUGUGUCCCAUCUGCGGGGAGCGUUUCCCCUCUCUGCUCACCUUAACGGAACACAAGGUCACCCAUAGCAAGAGCCUGGACACUGGUAGCUGCCGAAUUUGCAAAAUGCCACUCCAAUGCGAGGAAGACUUCCUGGAGCACUGCCAGAUGCACCCAGACCUGAGGAACUCCCUGACGGGCUUUCGCUGUGUGGUGUGCAUGCAGACGGUCACCUCCACGCUGGAGCUCAAGAUCCAUGGUACCUUCCACAUGCAAAAAACGGGCACCAUGUCCACCAACCACCCGAUCGGCCGCAACUCCAUCAUGCCCCAGAACAUGCACCACCAUCCGGUCCAGAAGCUCUUCAAGUGUGCGUCUUGCCUGAAGGACUUCCGCUCCAAGCAGGACCUUGUGAAGCUGGACAUCAACGGACUGCCGUACGGCCUCUGUGCGUCCUGUGUGGCGGCUGCAGGCUCCAAGAGCUCCAGCCCCACGGUGAACGGGGGAAGGCAGCAGCACCAUCAGCAGCAGCAGCAGCAGCAGCAGCAGCAGCAGCAGCAGCAGGGGGGAGCCAACACCCCAGCAGGGAUCACCGGUUCUUGGGUCCAGGGGGAGAGCGUCAGCCCCGGCGAGGGAAAGGCCAAAGGCGCCUCUUCCGCGUCCUCGGCCUCCUCCACGUCCUCACUGUCGGCCAAGACACGGUGCGCCAGCUGCAACGUGAAGUUUGAGUCGGAGGCCGAGCUGCAGAACCACGUGCAGACGGUGCACCCGGAUCAGGUCAGGGACAGCAACGGAGGACAGCUCCGGACCCCCCAGGUGUCCCCCAUGCCCAGGGCCAGCCCCUCACAGACAGAGGAGAAGAAGACAUACCAGUGCAUCAAAUGUCAAAUGGUGUUCUACAGUGAAUGGGACAUCCAGGUGCACGUGGCCAACCACAUGCUGGAACCACACGUUGACUCAACACAGCAGCUAACGUGGCAGACAGAUCAGCGCCGCGGCCGGGGGAAGGAGGAAAAAAAAGAGCGGGAACCACGCGGGCGCCACGCACGGGGGAGACAGAGACAUACACACGUACACACACAUAUAUACCCCCCCACACACACACACACACACACACACAAAGGCCUGACCGCCAAUUACCGCCGGCCGGCUUCCCACCGGCACUACCCCGCCAUGAACCUUCGAUUGGAGAAAUGAAGCUGAACCUUCGACGAGUGAAAAGAACGAGGGAGAGAGAGAAACAAUGUCCUGUCCUCAAAGCGAAAUAUGAUUUCGCAAAAGACGACGACCACGGCCAAACUUGUUUGUACAUAGACUUCCUCCUCAUGUGUUGCUUAACUACAGCUAUAUUGCAAUCUUAUACAGUAUUUGCCAAUGUACAGUUACAAAAAAAAAAAAAGGAAAAUCUGUCCUUAAAAAGAAUCGAAAAAUAGACGACAGAGAGAGAGAGAGACAGAGAGAGAGAGAGAGAGAGAGAGAGAGAGAGAAAGAGAGAGAGAAGAGAGAGAUAGAGAGAAAGAGAGAGAGAAAGAGAAAAUAUGCGAUCAAUGCCGUUGUCAAUCAGAGGGGACUCAUCCGUCAGCGUGGAAGGACGAGCAGGGUGGGGUGCCACCCAGUGUGUAAGGUGCUGCUGGAAAUGCUUGAAAUCCAGCCACACACGUCUAUUGCCCCCCCCCCGUCCCCAACCCCCCCCCUGACUGACGCUAUAUCCUGACCUGGUUAAUCAUUAGAGAGGGCUGACGACUUGCUGGGUAGGCGUGCGUGUGUGUGUGUUUGUGUGCGUGCGUGCGUGCGUGCGAGUGAGUGCGAUGCGUGCGUGAGGGCGUGUGUGUGUGUGUGUGUACAUGCGUGCAAGCGUGCCCCCUCCCAACAUUUCCGCCAGAGGACCAGCUGAGGUCGGACGGCGUGGCUAAUCCGGCCCGCUUGUGAGUACAUGGUGUUCAGAGAGAUGAGAGGGACGGGAGAACUACACAGAGAUCAGUGGAAAGACAGGGGGGGGGGGGCAUUUUGAUAUAUGCAAACGCAGUGACACAGAUUUGGAAAAAGAAAGGGGGUGUUGAUGGAAGGAUGGCUCCUCUUGUUGGCUGAUGAACAGAGGCGCGAGCCCCCCCCCCCUCCACACACACACACACACACACCCCGACCCAUGUGUCUCCUAGAGUUGUGGGGACCGACGUGAGCUCAACCUGUACAUUUCUGUUGUUAAUGUUUACCGCUUCGUGAAAGCCUGGAGAUUACUGGAAUCUGUGUUGAGUUUUUUUGUUUAUUUUUGGGGGGGGGGGGGGGGGGGGUUCCUUUUCUCUCUUUUUCCGUUUUUUGUUUUUUCAUUAUCUUGUUAUAAUUUCUCGCGAUCGGGAGUCUUUCCGUUUGAAUUUGGGAUUGUGAGAUAUGUACACAAAUGUGGUGUCCCCGAGCCCCCCCUCUCAGGGGGGGGGGGUGUGGGUUAUAAAACUCCACUGGCGGUUCCUCUAGACUCUGGAGGACUGCUCAAGUAAAACUUUGGUGGGUAUUUUAUUUUAUUAUUUUGAAUCUGUUUAUUUUAUUUGCAGUGUCCUAUUGCUGUUCUCAAGCUGGAAGCCGUCGCAGCGUUAACGUACAGCUCUAAAUCAUUCAGUUAAAAUGUAAAUGUUUUGCAUUCGUUGAAUCUGAGAUGCACUUUUGUAUAAAUAAAAAAAAAAAGACAACUUUCAAUGUUUUGACCUUUUGACUGAGAAUUGUUCCUAUUGGGCGUGCAGGAAGCCAACAUCUCCUGGCGGACAGUGCUCUCUGAUGUUGUUCAAACGUAUUGUACAAAUAUGGAGCUCUGCAUUUCGCAAAGCUCAUUUUUUUGUGUUGCACAUGUGAUGGAAAUAUUAAAAAAAAAUGUAUGAGGAAA
Gadus morhua (Atlantic cod) is the source of this 6524-nucleotide messenger RNA. RefSeq names its product zinc finger protein 521. The record is from RefSeq and is a predicted model, not a curated record. NCBI's taxonomy places the organism in Eukaryota, Metazoa, Chordata, Actinopteri, Gadiformes, Gadidae.